CGUUCAUCGUAAAUAAAAUUGUAAGCGAACAUCUUUAAGUAUUUCAGUAGCUGAGCUUACAGAGGAAUGGCCACGGUUCGUUUUAUUUCAUUUGUUUUAUUGGAGAGUAUUUUCCUUGCCCAUUUGCGGGCGCAGACACUUAAUAUCCUGGCGUAUGAAUACAGCAGGAAAUUUUGGGAGAUCCCAGAUCUCGGACUUGAGAUGGGACAAUGUGCUCAUUACGUGAAGGAAGUAAUACCGGGUUUUCCAUUAGUCAACAGAUGCAUGUUACCACCCGUCUCGGGACAGUCAAAGCUACACCAUUUUAAGUUUCAAAAUGAUACACAGAAUAUUCAAGUACAAUCAGCUAACGAUAUAUUUGCCUACAUUGGACUAUGUGAUGCUACAGCCAUAACCACACUGGGGCUACUGCACAGAGGUGAUUGUAUAGCGAUUGAAAUAGCAAGCAGCCUGACGUUUAACAAGAAGACCUACGUCCGUGCAUAUAUUGAGUACUAUCGUAAAAAUGUGGUCAGUCUUGAACAAACCAGCCUAGCCGGAAUUCCACUGACGGCAGGCCAUGGUCAAGAAUACUUUCUGAAGAUCCGCAGUAUAGGUACCAUGGAAGUUGUGCUUGUCGAGAUGAGGUUUGCAGACAAACAGAAAGCCGCCAUUUUGAGAAACACUCGAUACAGCCAAAGUCUGUCCAUGAAGGACUGGAUCUCCUUUGCCAACCAAACAGUGGGCGAGCCGUCCAACGUCAAAGUAAUUCGAAUGUCCACUGCAAGACGACUCAUGGAAGUGAAGAAAUACAGGACUGGUAAAAUGGCAGAAAUCAAGGGAUUAUUGGGACGUUACGAGGGGGAGAUCCAGGACAUAAGAAGGGAGAUAUCACAGGACUACAUACAACCCCACCUAGACUACGCCUUCCAGCCCUACUACACCAGGCCUCAGGGACUUCAAUUACGAAGUGGAUCAGACAGAUCGCUGUGGGAGAAGGCAUCAAUAACAGAGGUCAAAAUUAUCAAAGCCCAGGCCCGCCAGAGGUCCAUACUGCGUAGAUGUAAGCGAAUCAUAUUGCCCAGUUGUGCAACAAUGAAAACUCUGAAGUCACAAAUCAAAUCUCUCAAAGCAACAUUCGAUACAGAAAGACGAAAAUGGGUCAAUUUAAGCGAGACACAAAAACAACAAACAGUGGAAACAACUAGAAAGAAGAUUAACAACUUGGCACAACAACAAUCAAAAAUGAUUUCCCAGUUUAAGCAAUGGAGAAGACAACAAAAAGCCGCAAAGAGAGCCGAGAAAUUAAAACAGAAGAAACUCCGCCAGAAACAGAGAUCACAGAGGAAGAAAUCCAAGAAAAGGAAAAUUACUAGAAGUAAAAUAGUACUGUUAACCAAUAACACUAUCCUACCGACCGUAGUGUAGUUAUGGUACAAUAUACCGGUAUAUUCUGUUAUUGUUGAUCAAUCUUUCUUUUGUUAUGCUUUCAUCGCUGAAUGGAUGGUUUAGAAUGAAUGAUUGGAAAAUAAUCAUCGUAUGUCAGACAUCGUCUCAAGCCACGGUUCGCAGUCUGCAUAUAUAGCUUUCUCCUUCUCUCUUAGAAUGGGGAAAGGAUCGUAAAUUUUGGCAGUGGUUUGCGACGAUGAAUGUCAGAUUGUGAUGAUAUUAUGAUUGACAAACUGAAUUUCUUAUGCUUCCUGUUUGUUUAUAUAUGUUACGUAUACCACUUUGAGACUGUUUUCUCUACUACUCCGGCAGACCUAAUGAUUUGAUAUGAUUUUACUGGUUAAUGUCUGAAAUAAUACAGUAGAUCUUGAUUGCAUAACUAAUAUUUUCUGAGACUUAAUUUACGAAAUAUGUUUUGAGACUAGAUGAAUAUAAAAAUAUAAUAAUUGUAAUGUGUCGAUCCGUCGUUUGUCAAGCUGUUUGCCUGUUAAUCUAUAUGAAUAAAUUUUCAAAACUCCA
Messenger RNA from Saccostrea echinata, 1947 nucleotides. RefSeq lists its product as uncharacterized. The coding region runs from base 67 to 1407 and encodes 446 amino acids. The transcript is spliced from 7 exons. Lineage: Eukaryota; Metazoa; Mollusca; Bivalvia; Ostreida; Ostreidae. The record is from RefSeq and is a predicted model, not a curated record.